UCCUACUUGCAGCCACGCAUGGCAAACCCGAGAAGCAGCCAAGAAGGUUUUAGGGCGUGGAAAUGAAGUGGGAGAGCGAUCCGGAGGAUUUCUCGCCGUCGGCAACCAUUGUGCCAUUCGAUCCGCCACUCCCGCUUCUGAGAGCGCCCAUGAAAGCCGGGCUGGGUGAUCGGCCCUCGGCUGGAUCCUUCGUACUUGCCUUCAAGGAUGCCGCGAGCUGGAGAUCUGCAUUUCGGGCCACGGAGUCCAAGAUUCUAGAGCAGUGCGAGGCUGGAGCUCGUGCUGGGUGUUCUAUCAGCGUCUCCAACAAGUGCAAGCCCCCCUGGUGGAAAUUCAUAUUUGGUACCAAAACAAUGGAUUUUGCUGAGAGGGAGCGAUGUGAGGAGCGUGAGAUGUCUUCUUGCAUGGCAUUAGCUAAGGAUGCAUGCACCAGUUUUGCAAGGGAAAAAUGCAUACCUGCAUUUCGGGAAGCAAGAGUUGCUACUGGAAGCACAUCAGAAGUUGGAUUUGCUGCACUUGAGCCAGUCACAGCAGAUGAGGCAAUCGACUACAAAGGUACUAAGGCUAAUUGAAACCAUUUUUAUUGAGUAAGCUGUUUCUGUUGCUUGCAAUUUUUGGUUUGUUUUCUAACGUUUUUAAUGUACCUAAUGAGGUUUAGGUUUUUUUGUAUGAAGACAAUUUAAAAUUUCAUUUACAUUUCAUUUUGGGUAAAUAUUUCAUUGCGUCCUGGUAUGAAAGUUGUGAUUGUGGCAUGUGCGAAAAUGGAAAUAAGGUGAGGAAAUGGGAAAACAAUCAGUGGGGGUAAGCAUGUAAUUUUUCUUGGGAAAAUGCACGGGACCUCUUUUUUUAGUUCAAUCUUUUAUCAUAAUUCACAACAGGCUCUACGAACCGCAGAUGUUAACUUUAUAGUUUCUCUUGAAAAAAGAAAAAAUAAUGGGGGCAUCUACAUACAUACUUCCCAAUUUAUAUGUAUUUAUA
This is a messenger RNA of Phalaenopsis equestris, 978 nucleotides long. RefSeq lists its product as uncharacterized. Gene Ontology annotation, cellular component: plastid. The transcript is spliced from 2 exons. NCBI's taxonomy places the organism in Eukaryota, Viridiplantae, Streptophyta, Magnoliopsida, Asparagales, Orchidaceae. The record is from RefSeq and is a predicted model, not a curated record. The coding region runs from base 63 to 572 and encodes 169 amino acids.